CUUCGCGCCGUUUGCUUUACUCCGAUUUCUCUCCAAUGGCCGCCGACGGAACCAAAAGGCCUCAACCUUCAAUCCUUCCGCCUCGUAAGCUCAAUGUCCAGAAAUUCGCCGAAUCGCGAGCCUCCGAGCUCGACGCUCUUCACUCCAUAGUAUCGAAACGACUGAAGGAGGAUUUUCGCUCGCAGAGGAACAAGCGGCGGAGGACGACCUCCUACGACAACCAAGCUGCUAAAUGGAGAUACAGAAAGAGGCAGAAAUCUGAUUCUUCCGACAUUGCUGGUGUUUCCUCUGAGGAUAAUGAGAGAGGCAAUGAAAGACGCGUCCCUCGCCGAGUUCGCCGGAGAGAGGAACUCCGGAAGAAUCCCGAGCAUGGUUUCAUUACCUCCGGCGACAGGACCAAGAGGUUGAGGACGCAUGUUUGGCUGGCUAAGAGGUUUACGAUGACGAAGCUCUGGGGAUUCCAUCUUCCUCUUGGUUUGCACGGCAGAGGAAAGGGCUCUAGAGCGGCAUUGAGGUGGUUCAAUGAGGGAGCUGUUGUUCAUGAUGCAAGUUACCAUUCAGCUGUCCAGCUGGAAGGUCCAGAGGAUUCUUUGUUGUCGGUUCUGAGGAUGGUGAUGGUGCCUUCUUUGUCGUCUCAAUCCGCGGAUGCUUUCAGCUCUGUUCUGUCUGGAGUUAGUUAUGGAACUGCAAUGCUUCAUCAUGUAGGACAGCCCACUUCUCAAGCAAUAGCACCAGUGAGUUACUUGUGGCGUCCCUCUCCUGUUGUGAGUGGGGAGAAAGGUGGCAAUGAGCAUAGUUCUAUGGAAGGUGAUAUGCUUCAGAGCUCGGAGCCUUGUUGUUCCUCUCGUCAGCUAUGGGUUUGGAUACAUGCUUCAGCCUUUACUGAGGGAUAUGAUGCCUUAAAAUUCGUGUGUCAGAAAAUGAAUGACGGAAAUGUGUCAAUUACAUGUUGUUCACUUGAAGGUCAACUUGCUAAAAUAGAAGUUAUGGGAGCGAAAGCAUCUCAGCUUCUUCAAAGGAUAUUGCAUCCUAUUUCUGGCACAAAUUCAGAACCUCCUUGCUCCUUGAAGAAUUGUUCUUUUGUGGAGGAUCAGCAUGACAGUCAACUAUUUAAGUCUUCUACUCCUGAGCAUGACUUCCUCCCAGGUUCCUCUCUUUUAUAUCUUACCGUGAAGGAUCCGCGUUGCCUCCACGACAACAGGACUGCAGAUCCUUCAGAGUCAUCUCCUCCCAACAAUGUGGUUGAUAUUGAAGUUAAAGAAAAAGCUGAAGAGCUACUUCUAUUGCAUGAGUCAAAAUCCGAGGAAACUUACCAUAUUUCAGAAAAGAAUCUAUGGGAUGUUAGAGCUGGGGAUAAUAUUCCUAUUGAUGAGCAUGUACUAUGCAUGGAAAAACAUCAAAUGCGAAGGGAUUAUAUUUGUGUCAAUGAUCCAAAGUUGGGAAUUCCUAAAGUGUGCACUAAGGUGCAGGGUUCAAGAUCAUGUCCUAUAUUGGUUCUGAAAAACCAUAACAAAAAGGGCCAACCCUUGGGAUGGUCAAUUAUAGUUCCAGUAAGCUGGGCCCGGAUCUUCUGGAAUCAGCUUGUAUCCAAGGAAGCUCAUGCAAUAGGUCUGAGAGAGAAACAGUGGAUAGCAUGUGAAGUCGGGUUGCCUUAUUUUCCAUCAGAUUUCCCUGAUUGUAAUGCAUACUGGUCUCUUAAGAUUGCUGAGGGGACCAGUACAAGCAAGAAGGAAGAACUAAAACCUCUUGCUGUAAAGUCUUUCGAAGUUCCCAUUCCACCACCAUGGAAUACUGUCCGUGCUAGCCUUGGGAGAGAAUUCAACGGAUUGCAAGUAGCGGUUCACAGUGAGAAAGAUACCAUUAGUAGCAGGCUUAAUGGAUUUGUAGCAAGAACUUCAAGUUUGAUGCUGGACAUCUUGAAGGAAAUCCAGGGUGAUAACUUAUUCCUGUUCCCUCAAGUCCCCAAUUCAGACUCGAGGUUGUUGGCAUCAAUGAAGGAUGAAAUCAAAGUUGGCAAUGGUGUGGAUGAUUGUAGUGAGCCUAUAAACAAUGAUCAUCAUAAACUAUGUUUCCUCAGAGUUCUCCUCAAUACAUUCAAGGAAGGCGUCAUUGAAGAAGGAGCUGUCGUGUGUGCCCCACUUGCUAGUGACAUUUCUCAUUGGACUAAAAGUGGCACUGGCAGGUUACAGAACCUCGACUUCAAGCUUCGACUCCCUGACUCUUCAGUGAGGUCAUACUUCCAAAAGCAUUCUUCAGGACAGUGGGACCUGCAGAUCCCACAAGAUCCUGCUGUUAUGGAAUCUCAUCGAUGGCCCAUCGGUUUCGUGACAACUGGAUUCGUCCGAGGAAUCAAGAAGCCAACAGCAGAAGCCUUCUGCGAGGCGAUGCUACUCUCCCGUCUGAGAGAAGAACAGUGGAAGGAAAUGCCUGUGGAUGAGAGGACGAAAGAAAUCUACGUCCUCGUCAGAAAUCUGAGAUCUUCGGCAUAUCGACUCGCUCUUGCUACUGUAGUCCUUGAACAACAAGAACAUGACGUUGAUUUCUUGUAACUGCAGGUUGUACGUUAGACAUGAGCUACUCACAAUUAAAAAGUACAAUUGAAUCAACGUUAUAACUCUAAAAAAACAUUGUAAUGAUCGUUUUCAAAUUGAAACCAUACAACAUCACAAGGACCAUAACUCAAUCAUGGCUAAAACGUUAUAACUCUUUUAAUAAAUUUUUCUGAUUGAACCACUGAUACGAUUUUGCCUACAUGUUCUUCAUAAAGUUUGUCCCGACGAUUCUUUCACAAGUUCACCGGUGGUGCUAUGCCAACCUUGCCAAUCCUGAGAUAAACAGGAAACUUGACAACUUUCACCUGAUUCUCUCCACCAUCGUCAUUCCAAGCUCGCCGGAACUUCUCCAUCACGGCAUCUCCCAAGAGCUCCACCCCUCUCUCCUUCGCCGUCUGAUACGCCGACCAAGACCUCAAGUAGGUGAAAAAGCCGUCCAAAUCCAUCCCCUGCUCCGUCACAAACUUAAACGGCCCCGUAUUGUCCGCUCCGGCCACCGCCUCGAACGGGAAGUCAACGCCGCGGUACCGGUCGUCGACCAGCUUCCGCUGUGGGUCCCAGUACGGCGCCGAGUCGAACCUGUAGAACGAGUCGAAGACCGGGUCGACCGCCGGGUCGAUCUCGGGUGUGCAGUAGCACCACGCGGCGAUCACGCCGUUGGGCUUUUUGAGUACCCAUUGGGCCUGCUUGUAGAACGACGGGAGGUCGAACCAGUGGAGGGCCUGCCCGACGGUGACGAGGUCGACGGUGGACUCGCCGGCGAUGAGGUGCGGGAGGUCGGCGGUUGGGAUGACCGGCGGAGUGCGGCCGUAGUGGACGUUUGGGAGCCUCGGGGCGUGGUCCAGCUGGGUGGAGCUCGUGUCGGUGGCGAUGACGGUCUUGUAGAUUCCGGCGAGGGAUACGGCGGCCUGGCCGCUGCCGGUGCCGGCGUCCCAAACAAGGUCGUGGGAAGGAGUCUUGGAGGCUAUGAAGUCGAAGAGUUGUUUUGGGUAGCUGGGCCUCGUCUUCGCGUACUCCGCUGCUUGCUUGAUGAACAAUUCCGCCAUCGAUUGAUUCCCUAUUUCUUCUGUUCUCUUUCUCUUUCUCUCCUCCAAAUUUUGGCGAGGAGAUAACGAAUUUGAUGAAAACAAAGGAGCUGCAAUGGCUG
Molecule: messenger RNA, 3699 nt
Organism: Linum tenue
Lineage: Eukaryota; Viridiplantae; Streptophyta; Magnoliopsida; Malpighiales; Linaceae
Source: the annotation of a GenBank genome assembly